Austrofundulus limnaeus is the source of this 1928-nucleotide messenger RNA. It is a transcript of the gene sac3d1, whose product is annotated as SAC3 domain containing 1. The transcript is spliced from 5 exons. The coding region runs from base 46 to 1248 and encodes 400 amino acids. Gene Ontology annotation, cellular component: centrosome; spindle; nucleus. Lineage: Eukaryota; Metazoa; Chordata; Actinopteri; Cyprinodontiformes; Rivulidae. The record is from RefSeq and is a predicted model, not a curated record. Gene Ontology annotation, biological process: centrosome duplication; spindle assembly.
ACCAUUUCCGGUAGGUGGGGCUUAAAGCUAUCUGCAAAAUAGUCCAUGAGCCACCRAAGUACUUGCAUCUCUCACUCACCGUGGAAAGAUGACCUAUCAGGAAGACAACAAAGACGGAGGAACAGAAAACCACUGCAAAGCAAAUCCAAAGCUCAAGCCAGAGAGGUGGAGGAGGAAGAAGAAGAGCAGCUGAAAGAAACGGUGCCCAGAGGGACCUGCCAGACCAUGUGCCCUGCUCAAGAGCUACGAGACCGAGAGGCACAGAACCGGCUUCAUCGCUUUGAAAUAUUACCAGGCWCAGAGAGAAACCGAAAGCCAAGAGGAGACCCUUUGCGCGCUGUCAAGGAGUACUCCAGACCAGCAGCUGGGAAAGACGUGACGAAGCCCGCUGACCUCCGACCACCGGACGUGUUGCUGAAAACUGUUUGUUAUCUUAUUGAUGACAUUGCAUCCUCUCCUAGCCUGCACCCAUGGACUGAGGAGGAAGAGUUGGGUGAGACCGUGGAUCAGGAGGUAUACAGCUUUGUCUUUGAUCGACUGCGCAGUGUGAAGCAGGAUAUGAUCGUCCAGAGGUUGUCCGGAUUGGACUGUGUGGCCAUAUUAGAGCGGACCGUGCGUCUCCUCAUCUAUGCUUCUUAUCGUCUUUGUGGCGAACCCCUGCGGCUCUACGACCCACGCAUCAACGAUACACACCUGCAGGAAUACCUGAGCUGGCUGCUGGACUGCUACACAACUGGGCCAGGGCCCUACCCGAACCAGGAGGAGUUUCAGGCUCUUGGCUUGCUGUACAACUUAGGUUCAUCUCGUGCCACGCAGCACGUCGUCCGACUCCGCAGCGCUCCGUCCGUCACGCUGGCGCUCGCCAUCAAUCGAUGUUUCCUCGACAGAAACCCUGUCCGCUUGCUGCGAUUGGCCCGGAGGCUGAACUUCCUGCAGGCCUGCGCGCUGCACCGGCACCUAGCGGCGUGCCGUCGAGACCUGCUGCUGAUCUACAGCCACGGGUUCAGCAGCCGCAACUGCCGCUUCCCUCUGGAGCGACUGGCUCAGGUCCUGGCCUUAGACCCGCCRCUGACAGCGCAGCUUUGUCGGACGUACGGCGUGGAGGUCAAUCAGCACGACCAAGUGGUUUUCACAAAAGCUGCUUUCACUGAAGCUGAAGGGAGGUUUCAGUGCAAAGCGUAUCACAGCAUCGUGUCUGAGAAACAGAAAGACCUCACAAUUCAGAGCAUUAUUCAUGACUGCAUUUAAGAGACGCGUGAAUCCUGCUUCUUUACCAGCAGCCUGUUUAAACUACAGGAUAAUUAUGAGUCUGAGAUUUUGCAGCGUUCUACAUGUUUUACAUUUAAAACAGAUGAUCUUACAUUUAGGUUAUAAAUAAACCCUUCAAGCUGUGAACUGGUUUUAUAUUCAUUGUGUUCAUUGGUUAUAUUGUUAUGAAUGAUUUCACUGUUAAUCAAUAAAGGUUUUGGCAUGUUUUACUGUAAAGUCAAGUAUAAACUUAUGACAAACUUCAGGGUGAAUAAGACUUGCUGAUGAAAGCAAAGAACUGAAACAUGUCGACUUUGUUGCCUUUCAAAAUAAGGGAAAAAAAACAAUCAUUUCACUUUUUUCAGCACAGUUUAAAGUUUUGUUACUGCCAUGUUUCUGUGAAGUAUUUAAAAAUGUAGAUUUUACUGCUCAGCGGUUUUCCUCUACAAGUCAGGAUGACGAGCUCUGUUUUUUUUUUUCAGGAUGUUUUUGUGUUUAACCCUUCUGCUUUGGCGUCUAAUAGAGCUGUAUCUUUAUGAAAAAUUUUUCUAUGUAAAUUGUUGCUUAUUUUCUACUUUAUAAUUUCAUGUUUCUUUCCUUUUAUUGUAUUGUAGUUGAUGUAAAGCAGUAACUUUGGUUUCAAAAGGUGCAAAAUAAACAGCAUUUUCUGCAAAAAUACA